AUGGCCACUGAAGCGGCGCUUGCUAGCUUUGACGUCCGCGCCGAUGUGGACUUCAUGACCCUGGACUAUCUGGCAUGUUUCGCGCUGGAUAUCAUCCUGGCCGCAGCCGGCACCGCCAACCCCAGCCCUGAGCUGGAGGAUGAAGUGAAGUGGACGGCGAGUCUCGUCGAAACCUUCCAAUCUCUACUGCGCCGAAACCAUCCAGAGCAGCCAAUCCCCCUGGAGCUGGAUGUCAAGCUGCGAGUCUUCGCCCUGGCCCAUGAUCUCUGGAACUACCCCGACCCGCAAACCACCGCCACUCCCGCCUCCGCCUCCGCCGCCACGAACAACUCCCCUGCCCUGGCGCGCAUCGGGAUCGACUUCCUGAGAAUGUGCCAGGUCGCCGCCCACCGAGUCUCAGAGACUCGGUGGUUCGACGUUGGCGGCCGGUUCAUGAUCCAAUCCGCGCUGCUGGGGGUCCGCCAGGGGGUCCCGGUUUCACUCCGCCAAUUCUCGACCUGGACCCCGGACACCCCUGAGCGCCGAUCAAAGUGGUGGGACGUCCGUGAGAGCUACGCGGCAGAGAUUCCAGACGACCUGGGUGACCGUGCGGCAUGGGUGACUCUGGACCAGCAGUACCCAUUUGCCCACUUCAAGGCCAUCGUGGUGGAGUUCCUCUUCGAGCUCAUGACGACCCUCGACGCCCCCAUUCUCCUCCAGCUGGAACGGGGCAAGCUGGAUGGCUGGACCCCAGAGGAGACCCAGCAGCUAAUGAAGGAGGCUGGAAUGAUAUGA
This is a messenger RNA of Penicillium subrubescens, 774 nucleotides long. RefSeq lists its product as uncharacterized. The transcript is spliced from 2 exons. The coding region runs from base 1 to 774 and encodes 257 amino acids. NCBI's taxonomy places the organism in Eukaryota, Fungi, Ascomycota, Eurotiomycetes, Eurotiales, Aspergillaceae. The record is from RefSeq and is a predicted model, not a curated record.